CAUGCAGUGACUGUGGGUCUAGGGCAGUACAGGAGCAGUAUAAAAACAGGUCCUUCCCUUCACUCUCUCAUUCACUCCUCUCACCUCCAUCUCCUCAGGAACAAGGUGCAGCUCCAGCCACAAGACAUGUCCUGCUACAACCCGUGCCUGCCCUGCCAGCCUUCUGGCCCAACCCCACUGGCCAACAGCUGCAAUGAGCCCUGUGUCCAGCAGUGCCAGGAUUCCAGAGUUUUCAUCCAACCGUCCCCCGUGGUGGUGACCCUACCCGGCCCCAUCCUCAGCUCCUUCCCGCAGAACACCGCCGUGGGAUCCUCCACCUCCGCUGCCGUUGGCAGCAUCCUCAGCUCUCAGGGAGUGCCCAUCAACUCCGGGGGCUUUGGUCUCUCUGGCUUGGGCAGCGGCAUCUGUGGCACAAGGAGGUGUUUCCCCUGCUAAAGUUGCUGUUGAUGGUCCUGGGGAAGUCCUCAAGGGACACACAAGAUGAGACCAGACUGGGGAUGUAGCAUCAGGUUGUUGGUUUCAGAGGGGCUGAGCAACCCCAACACCCCUUGCAAAAGGACAAGGCCAGCCUGUUCUCUCAGAAAGCACAGCCCAUGCCAUCUUUCCAAUCCUUCAGUGUCCCCUCUCCCUCUUGUGUCCUUGUUCUCUUGUGUUCCCCUGGCCUGUGAGCCCCACAAAGCCUGUCUAGGGAGGAUCUGCUGGCCCUGCUCCCCCUGUAAGGCAGGCAGCAGGACACCUGCCUGGAUGUUUGCCAGAAGCAUGGAUCUCAGAAUCUCAUCUCCACUGGUGCUCCUUGGACUAGGAUCUACACUCAUAACAACAUCGUUUCCAUCUUUGACUCAUUAAAGUUCUGCUGUAUCCCA
Messenger RNA from Columba livia (rock pigeon), 863 nucleotides. RefSeq names its product feather keratin 1-like. Gene Ontology annotation, cellular component: intermediate filament. The coding region runs from base 127 to 435 and encodes 102 amino acids. Lineage: Eukaryota; Metazoa; Chordata; Aves; Columbiformes; Columbidae. The record is from RefSeq and is a predicted model, not a curated record. Gene Ontology annotation, molecular function: structural constituent of cytoskeleton. The transcript has 2 exons.